AUGAACAAUUUGUGCUGUGUUUAUAUGAUUGUGCAGUUCUUGUGCUGCGUUGAGAAGAUUUUUUCAAAUGAUUCUGGUGGUACUCUCUGUGUCCUCAGAAAGAGAAAUAUCACAUCGAUGUCUCAGUGUAGAGAUAAAGUGUAUUUACAGUUGAAGAAUCUAAAGAUUCAGAAACUGUAUACUCAACUCAAUAACAGGAACAUUUUCCUUUUUGUGAUAUGUUAUGGGAAAUCUUUCCCCUUGUGGAGACAACUUUCAUUGCAGAAGAUACGCAGCGAAGGGAGUUUUGAUUUACCAUGUACGGAGGCCAAAAAGACUGUAAAUAGGAAUCUAAAUCGAUAUAGAGAUGUUCUUCCAUACGACCACACCAGAAUAAAACUAAGUGGAACCAAUACAAAUUAUAUUAAUGCAUCACUUGUUCAGGUGGAAUCUGUUGGCCGGUCAUAUAUCCUAACACAAGGGCCCUUAGCACAAACUACACCACACUUCUGGCGCAUGGUAUGGCAGGACAAGGUCAAAGGAAUUAUUAUGCUCAACAAAAUAAUAGAAAAGAAUCAGAUAAAAUGUCACCAGUACUGGCCUCUUGGUGAAAGUGAUGGAGGUGAAGAUGUAAUGAUGAUCACGCCAGUUGGGCUCAAGGUAGAGCUAAUCAGUGUCAGUCGGCACUCACAUUACAACUACAGCACCCUCAGAUUAGUGGACAUGAACUCAGGUGACAGCCAGCUAAUCCUCCAUUUCCACUACACAACCUGGCCUGACUUCAGUGUUCCUCAGUCUCCCGAGGCUUUCUACAAGUUCCUAAGUGUCGUCAGAGCGAGUGGUGUCUUAGAACCUGAUGUGGGACCAGCUGUGGUCCACUGCUCGGCUGGCAUUGGGCGAUCAGGAACCUUCUGUCUGGUGGAUAGUGUCCUUAUGAUG
Messenger RNA from Penaeus vannamei (Pacific white shrimp), 918 nucleotides. Lineage: Eukaryota; Metazoa; Arthropoda; Malacostraca; Decapoda; Penaeidae. The record is from RefSeq and is a predicted model, not a curated record.